GUUUGCCAGCUGGAACUGGAAGCUUUGCUGAAGGCUAAGCCGAGUGAGCGCUACCGCCUUACACUUGAAGACCUGUGCCAUGACCGCGACGACAUGGCGCAGGACGAAGAAAAGGUGGCUCCUAGAGCCUCGGAGCUGGUGGUGGAACUGGGUAGCUGGGCGCAAG
Cladocopium goreaui is the source of this 166-nucleotide messenger RNA. NCBI's taxonomy places the organism in Eukaryota, Dinophyceae, Suessiales, Symbiodiniaceae. The record is from the annotation of a GenBank genome assembly.